Acanthocheilonema viteae is the source of this 1152-nucleotide messenger RNA. The record is from the annotation of a GenBank genome assembly. NCBI's taxonomy places the organism in Eukaryota, Metazoa, Nematoda, Chromadorea, Rhabditida, Onchocercidae.
AUGACUGCAGCACUUUCUCUGAGAGGAUCUCGUCUAACUGUACAGCGUUUUUACGCUGCAAUUACUGCUGCUUCUGCAGCAACAGUUCGCAGUUCCAGUUUGCAGUUACAGCAUUGCGUAGUUGGCCUUCGAUAUGCAUCCACGGCAAAAGAUAUCUUUGUUCCAUCACAGGAUUCUCUAGCGGGUAUACCAGAUAUCCCGAUAAUAAAUAUGCCUCCGGAAGCAGUAGCUGGUUCGGGCUUUUCCUUUUAUGAAGAGUGGAUUCUGAAAAUUGAUGUAUUAGAUAUGCUCGGUCUAAAGGGUAUAUCGAUUGUGGAUAGUACUGGGCUUUUUUCGUGGUAUUCACCCGCUUCGUGGUAUCGAGUUGGUUUAGAAUUUUUCCACGAUUAUUUCGAUCUAUCCUGGUUUGCUUCUAUCAUAUGUACUACGUUAUGUUUACGGUUAGCAUUUCUGCGGGCAACCUUAUUCUUGCAAAGAUUUGCACCAAAGAAAAUGAUGCACGAUGAGACGUUAAAAAUGUUUAAUGAGAAGAAGAAGGAAGCUCGAGAAGUAAUUCGCAGUGAAGCUCUGUAUCCUCAAACAGAUAUUAUUAUUUUGCGCUCAAUUCAGUUUUGUUUAUUUCCCAAUAUCGCGGAAUUAGUCUUAUGGCAGAAAACAAGUAGUUUUCCUGGUUGGAGCACGGGCGGUGCACUAUGGUUCCUGGAUCUAACAGUAACAGAUCCUAAUUUUCUUGUACCAGCGCUCUCAUCUGUUCUCAUUGGAUGUACACUUUUUCUUGGAUACGAUCCAACCGGUACCGCAUCCACUGGCAAAUACACUAAAUUGUUCAAGUAUCUGGUGGUACCAGCUGGUGUAUUCUUUUUUAGCUCAAGAGUUCCUGUUGCCAUCUCGAUAUACUGGUGUACCUCAAACUUCUUCAAUCUUUUGUUAACAGCAAUUUUACGCAUGCCCAAAAUCCGUUAUGCUCUUGACAUUCCAAUAAAAGUAACGAAACCAAGUUCUGCGGUGUUCCAAAAAGCAUGGAAGCGUGCAUUUGGUUGGAAGAAGGAAACAGAAAAACAGGCUCGGUCACGGCCCGUAAUGUGGGAAAUAAUGCAGAGACAAGAUUUGGAAAGAUUUGCGAAAGCUGGUGGACCGGGUAUUACAAAGUGA